UGUGCUGUUUGGAAGGUACAAUACAAAUUCGGAUGCUGUAAUGUGAUGUAAUUCCAACCGUGAAGAAACCACAAUGGAGUGCGUGCAUUAAUGGCCUCUUCAAUUCGCCUUCGUAGCACGUACUUUGCCUGCCUGGGGAAGUAUCACUUUUUGCGUGCUUGCAUAUAAUAGUGGUCGGAUGAAGGAGCGAAUGCAGCACGGAUUGACGAGCCAUGGCUUCCCUCAGCCAAGACGACAUACAGCUCAAAAUCAAGGAGCUGAGGCAGACCUUUAAUUCUGGGAAAACUAAGGAAGAGUCGUGGAGGCGGUCGCAGCUCCAGAAUCUGCUGCGUCUUCUGGAGGAGGAGGAGCAGGACAUAAUCGAGGCUCUCACGCAGGAUUUAGGAAAGCAUUCUGUUGAGUCCUUCAGAGAUGAGGUAGGUCCGCUGAUAAAGACAGUACAGUAUGCGUUGAAUGGGUUGAAAACAUGGAUGUCGCCUAAGAAGGCUGAUUUGCCACUCGCUGCAUUCCCUUCGAGUGCAUGCUUAGUUCCUGAGCCCCUUGGAGUUGUUCUCAUACUAUCGACUUGGAAUUUUCCUUUCGGAAUAUCGUUGGAAGGAGUGAUAGGAGCAAUUGCAGCCGGGAACACGGUGGCUCUAAAACCAUCGGAGCUUGCUCCAGCAUCAUCCUCGACUCUGGCGAAACUGAUCCACUCUUACUUGGAUACCACAGCCAUAAAAGUCAUUGAAGGCAGCAUCUCCGUUGGUAAACAGCUGUUGCAACAUAAAUGGGACAAGAUAUUUUUCACAGGCAGCGCUGCUGUGGGCCGAGAAGUGAUGGCUGCUGCAGCUGUGAAUCUCACACCUGUUGUGUUGGAAUUAGGCAGCAAAAGCCCUGCAGUUGUGGAUAAUCUCUCGGGUUCUUGGGACAAGAAAGUUGCGAUGAAACGUAUAAUGUCAGCCAAAUUCGGGACGUGCACUGGCCAAGCUUGCAUAGCUAUCGACUACAUUCUAGUCGAGAAGAGCUACUCAUCCACCUUGAUAGAGCUGCUGAAGGAGGGGAUACAAACCAUGUUCGGGGAAAAUCCAAAAGAAUCGAGAAACAUUGCAAGAAUAAUCAACCGAGCUCAUGUUUCGCGUCUAAGUAGACUCUUGGACGAUCCGGAAGUUAGAAAAUCCAUCGUUCAUGGCGGUUCUAUAGACGAAGAUAAUCUCUUCAUCGAACCGACACUGCUGUUGGAUCCUCCGGUAGGAUCUCGAAUCAUGACGGAUGAAAUCUUCGGGCCGUUACUUCCCAUUAUCACUCUGGACAGGAUUGAAGACAGUGUCGAGUUCAUCAAAUCGAGGCCUAAACCACUCGCGAUAUACGCAUUCACCAACGACAAGGCGCUAAUGAAGAAGCUCUCGUCCGGGACAUCGUCAGGAAGUAUCAUAUUCAAUGAUGCCAUAAUCCAAUACGUUGCGGAUAGCCUGCCUUUCGGGGGAGUGGGAGAUUGCGGAUUCGGGAGGUACCACGGGAAGUACUCGUUCGAGGUGUUCUCGCACGAGAAGGUGGUGGCUAACAGGGGGUUCUUGGUGGAUUUCUGGUUCAGAUAUCCGCCAUGGAAUGGGCAGAAGCUGCAGCUCUUCAAACGUGCUUACAGGUUGGAUUAUGUUGGCAUCGUUCUCAUCUUGCUUGGCUUGAAGAAGUCUUGAAUAUCAUAUGAUCUGUCAUCUUAUCUCAUCUGAUCAUCUCUACAUUUUGUGUGUCUUAUUAUUAAUUGCAUUGUGUAGUUUAAUUGCUGGUUUUUGUGGGUGUGUUGGUAAUUUCGUAUCAGUAAUUGGUUGCUUUGGUGUUGAGGGGUGUUUUAGUCAUUUCAAAAUAAGAUAUUGCUUUAGUGUUGGGGUGUUUUUCGCUUUCGUUUUGCGGGUGUUUUUUUUACUAUUUCCAAAUAAAAAAUGAGCUUCUCUUCA
Messenger RNA from Andrographis paniculata, 1931 nucleotides. RefSeq names its product aldehyde dehydrogenase family 3 member F1-like. Bases 213 to 1673 code for a protein of 486 amino acids. The record is from RefSeq and is a predicted model, not a curated record. Gene Ontology annotation, molecular function: aldehyde dehydrogenase (NAD+) activity. The transcript has 10 exons. Gene Ontology annotation, cellular component: cytoplasm. NCBI's taxonomy places the organism in Eukaryota, Viridiplantae, Streptophyta, Magnoliopsida, Lamiales, Acanthaceae. Gene Ontology annotation, biological process: aldehyde metabolic process.